AUGGACACGAGGUUUGCCCACUUGAACCCGGACAGGCGAGCGCAGGCCAUGAGUCGUGAGUCGGGGGACGAGAGCGACGUAGGAAACCCGUUAGAGGGUAGUGCGCGGGAGAGCCAGAGAGAUGACCGUUUCGGAAACCUCACGCCGGAGCGUAGACUGCAGGAAUUGCGGUUGGAGUUGGAGAGGCUAUCGCAGAUGAUGGGCGGAAGCUCUCGGUGGAGUGGACCCGAGUUCGGCAGGCGGGAUCCGUGUAGCGAACUGAGACGCUACUCAAAAGUCCUCACAGGGGUGUUACCGAAAUUUCCAGCCGAGGCUGAAGCACCGGUGUGGUUUGAGUCCGUGGAGAGUGCCCUAGAAGCGUACGAGGUACCGGGGGAGUUUUGGGGACGUUUAGUUUUCCCGUUAGUAGCGGAGAGAGUCCCGUUUUUGUCCACGCGGCUAAGCCCAACAGAGCACAAAGAUUACCAAGUGAUCAAGCAAACGGUGCUAGACGAGCUCAGACUUUCAGCCGGAGAAUAUCUAAAAAGAUUUUCGGGGUCAGGCAAGCGUGCGAACGAGGGGUGGAGACCUUUUUCGACACGGUUAGAGAGCUACCUCCACUUUUACCUUGAGGCAAGAGGGGUGUCGACAUUCGAGGGCCUGGUCAAGCUUUUGGUGGCCGACCAAUUAAAGAAAAAUUUGUCGGAGGAGGCCUUGCGAUAUGUCACACUCCAAGAAGGUAGAGCAUGGAUGAGCGCCCCAGAGAUAUCCGCGUUGCUGCGAACGUUUGAAGAAGCACAGGGGACAAACAGCGCCGCGAGGCAGGCGAAGCAAAGCGUGGCGGAGUCGCAAAGCGCGAACAGGGCUAGAUCCGACGAAGAGACAAUGAAGGGCCGCGGGGCUGGGAAAAACCGUAUCGUGGAGGGGAAACCAAAGCCCAGGGCAUGCUACAGUUGCGGCAGUACAGGGCACCAGAAAUGGAAUUGCCCGCAGCGUCAGAAACAGCCGAGUGAAGUGCUUCCGAACCGUAAAGAAGACAGCUUGGCGGCGCGGGUUUCGAUUGAAGGUCCCCCAGCCGCACACAGUGAUUUAAUCCCAGUAUCGCUCGACUGCAAAGACAAACAUAUAGGAGCAGUAUUAGACACAGGUGCGGAAAUCACAGUAGUCCGUGAGAGCGUGGUCCCGCCAGAGUUGGUGCAACCGCAUGGGAUGGUCAACCUGACUUCGGCGUUCGGGGGGAAAGUACAGGCCAAGCUCGCAGUUAUUCCACUGACUAUGUCGCGUGAGCGUGGAGUGUUUUCCGACGUUAGAGAACCAGUCCCAGUGUUGUGCGCGUUAACGGACCGUCUAACGGCACGAACAGAUUGCCUACUUUCCGAAGAAGCAUGGAAACUACUACACGAGGAGAGCACCCUCGAAGGGGUAGUGAAGGGUACCUCAGAAGUGGGCGGCGCUCAGCCAGAGCAGCCAGAGUUCGAAAGCGAGCCUCAGCACGCCGAGGCUGGGUGGCGUCAGGACGAGGUGGACACUCGGGUAGAAUUGGUAGAGCGACACGCGACCGAGGAGGUGUUGAUCAGCGAGGUAGCUGUAGCAAGCCGCGAUGAAGGGGAUCAGCGGGACGACAGCGUGUUGCGUAACGAAGCCCCGAGCGCCGGCGUGAAGGAGAGAAGCCCGCAUCCGUACAGGGUACCCAAAAGCUUACAGGCCGAGGUGGGGAGGCAGGUAGACGAGCUGCUCGAAUUGGGGUUGAUCUUUCCGUGCGAGAGCCCGUAUGCCCAUCCGCUGGUGUGCGUUCCUAAGAAAGACGGCAGCGUGCGACUCUGUGUCGAUUUUCGGGCAUUAAACGCGGGGACGGUGGCGGACGCAUACCCAAUGGCCCUUCAGCAAGAACUCAUAAUGAGCGUAGGAAAAGCGAAGUACAUAACGCUGCUCGACCUGCGAAGAGGUUAUUGGCAGGUACCACUCGAGUCUUCUUCGCGCCUGCUGACAGCGUUUGCGUGUCAUCGCGGACAGUUUGCCUGGAUGGUAAUGCCCUUCGGGCUUAAAAACGCUGCUCAAACAUUCCAGAGGGCAAUGAAUGAACUGCUAAGGCCACACAGCGGAUACUGCUGUGCAUACCUGGAUGAUAUAGCCGUUUUUAGCGAAACGCUCGAAGAGCACGCGGAACACCUGGGGCGGGUGUUUGAGACCCUAAAGCGGGUUAACCUGAAAGUCAAGAGGGAUAAGUGCCAGAUAGCUCGUCCAUCGAUCCGGUAUUUGGGGCAUGUGGUAGGUUCCGGACGGCAUGCACCUGACCCUGAGAAGCUUGCAGCGAUCAAAGGUUUAAAGGCGCCGGAGACUAAAAGAGAACUACGCAGCGUACUGGGCCUGUGUGGCUACUACCGAAGCUAUGUGAAAGGCUACGCAGAGGUAGCGAGGCCCCUGACAGAGCUAACGGGGAAGCGAGUCCCGAACCGAAUUCCGUGGUCCGCGGAAGCUGAAAGGGCGUUUCAGCGGCUUAAGAUCGCACUGUGUGAGGCAGCAGCAUUAUCGACCCCAGAUCCCGAGAGGCCGUAUUGGCUGUUUACAGACGCGUCCGCGGUCGCUGCUGGAGUCUGCCUGUCGCAACGUGCGGACGAUGGUACCGAGAUGCCGAUCGCAUUUGCGAGCCACAAGUUCUCUCCAACUCACACGCGCUGGUCGACUAUUGAGCGAGAGGCCUUUGCAGUCAUCUGGGGUCUGAAAAGGUUUGAUUUCUGGCUCUUCGGCGCACAGGUUACCGUGGUGUCAGACCACAACCCACUAGCUUUUCUCACCCAGGGCACUCUUCCUGGGGCUAAGCUUACCCGUUGGGCCUUGGCGCUCCAGCGGUAUCAUGUAGUGGUGCAGCACAGGAAAGGCGUCGAGCGUGGCAACGCAGAUGCGCUUUCGAGGGUGCCUAAUGAGUGCUGGGGAAUCGGCAGCGGUGCUCCGGGGGUCGAGACACUAGAGGACUAG
Molecule: messenger RNA, 2955 nt
Organism: Rhipicephalus microplus (southern cattle tick)
Lineage: Eukaryota; Metazoa; Arthropoda; Arachnida; Ixodida; Ixodidae
Source: RefSeq, a predicted model, not a curated record